GAGCUGGUUCUCGGUUCCUGGCCGAACGAAGAGUUCUGACCCUGAGUCGAUAGUUUUGCCGCUGACCAGCACGUUCUCCAGCAAGACUUCCACGAUGGCUGGAUUGAGAUUGCAACAUGCACGGAAAGGUGCCACUUGCUAUUGUAGAAGUACAAACGCACACGAGCCCACUUUCUCGCUUGGCCGGCGAUUCUUGACGCACUCGUAUGUCGAGGGAUCAACUGUUCCGCCUUUGGACCCCAGGACUCUUUCGACGUACUUUAAAACAGAGAUCCUCGACAAACACAAUGCACGACCAGCCUUGAUAUGUAAACGCGAGAGACCCAGAGCUCACGGUGGUCCACCGUCCCACAACCUCGGUGUCGCGUCGCACCUGGCCUGGGAUUUUCAAGAAUUCGAUAGGCACAUCGAUGCACUUGCACGAGGUCUUUUGAGUAUGGGUAUAGAGAAAGGCGAUCGUGUCGCAGUCAUAAUGGGAAACAAUAGUGCUUACGCGACUCUUCAGUGGGCCUGCGCAAGAGUAGGGGCUAUAUUGGUUACCAUUAACCCUGCCUACCGGUUAAAUGAGCUCACCAAUACUCUCAAUCUCGUCGGAGUGAAGCACCUAUUCAUUGUGCCAAGUAUCCGGACCUCCCAUUAUCUCUUCAUGUUCUCUGCAGGAUUUCAAGAGUUGCGGAAUUCGCUUCCGGGGGAUAUUCAAGAGCCUGCAUUACCCAGUCUUCGCAAUCUAGUCCUGGUGGACAAUAUAUCUAACCCCACUGAGUAUGAGAGACAGCUCUAUGGGAUUAAGAGCACAAUUGACUGGCGAGAGCUCAUGAUGUGGCGAGAAGAUAAUCAAGAACAGAAUAGACUCAACAAUAUAUCAGAAUCUCUGCGUUCAGAUGAGGUCAUCAAUCUGCAAUUCACGAGUGGAACAACAGGAAAUCCUAAGGCUGUAUCACUUACCCAUACUAACAUCCUGAACAAUGCACUUUCAAUUGCCCGCUGUAUGCGUCUUACACCAGACGAUGUUGUUUGCAAUGUCCCGCCUCUCUUCCAUUGUUUUGGUUUGGUUCUCGGCAACCUUGCAGCAUGGUCGCAUGGCUCUUGCAUAGUUUAUCCGUCUGCGACCUAUGAACCAGGAGCAAUCGUAAACGCCGUUUCAGAGGAGAAAUGCACGGCUUUGCACGGUGUACCAACGCACUUCCUUGGUGUUCUAGCUGAAGUGGAGAAGAGACAAAAAGAAGGCGAGAAACUCGAUUUCAGUAGACUUCGAACUGGUAUCGCUGCGGGAUCUCCGAUCCCUAUUGAGUUAAUGCGUCAAUUGAUUGACAAGCUGAAUCUCGUUGAUCUCACCAACGCAUAUGGGAUGACUGUUCACAGCCCAGUAUCGUUCCAAACGACUCCAGCAGAUCCGAUUUUGAAGAGGGUAGAGACGGUCGGUAAAGUACAACCACAUGUCAAGGCUAAGGUAGUCGAUGGCGAAGGAAAUAUAGUGCCGAUUGGCAAGCCAGGUGAAAUUUACGUGUCAGGAUACCUGGUUCAGAAAGGAUACUGGAAGGACCCAGAGCAGACAAACCGCGUGAUGCACGGUGAUACCAAAGAUAAGGGUACCAUUUGGAUGAGUACCGGUGAUGAGGGUAUAAUGGAUGAAGAAGGGUUUUUGAGAAUCGUUGGACGAACCAAAGAUAUAAUCAUUCGUGGUGGAGAGAAUCUCUUCCCAGUACAGAUUGAGAAUGUGCUCACUGCACACCCUAACGUCAGCGAAGCAGCAGCUGUUUCAGUACCUGAUGCGAAGUACGGUGAAGUCGUCGGCGCUUGGAUUGUUACGCGACCAGACAUCACGCUAGAAAAGGAAGAAGUGCGAAGAUUUGUUGCAGAGAGAAUGAAUCCCCAGAAUGCCCCGGCGUGGGUAUGGUUCGUGGGGGUGGACGGCGAAGAGCUACCCAAAACAGCCAGCGGAAAAGUUAUGAAGCAUGUUUUACGAGAAUGGAGUCGUAGCCUCGCAAAUAAAGGUAUUGGAAUGGCAUACUCGAAAGCGAAUGUAGUCUAAUUUCCGAGUAUCUAUCGAGUAGUAUUAUCUUGUAUAUUUGUGGGCCCAAAGGGACCAGGUUGUAUAUAUAAACAGAAUGAC
Molecule: messenger RNA, 2113 nt
Organism: Serpula lacrymans var. lacrymans S7.9
Lineage: Eukaryota; Fungi; Basidiomycota; Agaricomycetes; Boletales; Serpulaceae
Exons: 14
Coding region: 95-2032 (645 amino acids)
Biological process (GO): fatty acid metabolic process
Molecular function (GO): medium-chain fatty acid-CoA ligase activity
Source: RefSeq, a predicted model, not a curated record